Molecule: messenger RNA, 522 nt
Organism: Salvia hispanica
Lineage: Eukaryota; Viridiplantae; Streptophyta; Magnoliopsida; Lamiales; Lamiaceae
Product: transcription factor bHLH51-like
Biological process (GO): regulation of DNA-templated transcription
Molecular function (GO): protein dimerization activity; DNA-binding transcription factor activity
Source: RefSeq, a predicted model, not a curated record
AUGGGUCUGGAUCUGAAUCUAGAUCGGGCGGCGCUCGUAGUGGCCGCGCGAGAUCCCCUCGAGGUUGUCCAUCCUGGCAAGCGCGGCGACGUAGAGCUCGCCGGAGACGCGGUGGCCAUUUUUCCGUGGCUCCUCCCUCCCGCCGCCUCCGCCGACCGAGCCGCCUCUGCCUCUAGAAGCCAUAGCGAUGCCGAGAAACGCCGCAGAGACAGAAUCAACGCUCAGCUCUCCACUCUACUCAAACUCAUCCCCAAAUUCGAAAAGAUUGACAAGGCGGCGCUAUUGAGGCACGUGGUGGAUCACGUGAAGGAGAAACGACAAAGAGCGAAGGAGGCGCGCAAAAUCAGCAGCGGCGUGCCGAGCAAGAUAGAAGAGGUGAUCGUCCAUCAGAUUGAUGACAGAUCGGAGCAGAUCAAGGAGUCAAUCUGCUGCGACGAUCGGCCGGAGCUCUUCACGGAGAUCGGGAGCGCGCUGAAGGCGCUGGAAGCCACUUACACCAGCACCCUCACCAGAAUCCCCUAA